GAUAGUGUUAAAAGAAAAAUAUGAACUGAGGCAAAAAGAGGAGUGGUCCCCGGAAGAUUGUGAAAUGUGUCAUCUAAACCAGCCAGACGUAGUCACGUGUUCUCUCUAGCUUUAUGAACUUCCUUAGCCAGCACCAUCAUUGUGAUUGUAGUAUAUAUGUAACCCUACCUUCAUCUCUCCCAUUUUCCAUUCUCCAUAUAGACUCCUUUACAAUAUACAAAACCUAUCCAAAAGCGAAGAAGCCAAGCAAACAUAUUAUAAAAAUGAAGAAGGCGUCAGAUUUCGUGAAGCAGAUAAUAAACAUGUUGACUUGUCUAGCAAAGGACAAGACGAAGGAGCUUAAGAGGAAGACAAGAGCCUUCAAGACACGUCUCGUAAUAUUUUCGCUGCUCCACAACAGACACAUGGUGGUGGGUUCUUUGUCUCACAAGCUCAAGAGCAAUCAAACAUCAAAAAAGAUAGAUCAUGAUAACAAGGAUGUUCAAGAUUAUCAUGAUAAAAACAUGGUGGUUGUGUAUAGCCAAAACGUUAACGCCAUGUCUAGCACUCCUGUCUCUCCGCAUGUACAAUAUCAAUAUACAGAGGAGGAAGAUGAUGAAGAAGGGGAAGAAGAAAAGUAUCCAGACUUGAGACACUCGUUGUUUGAGGCAGAAGGUUCGGUGAUAGAGAUGGUGAAGCACUCCAAGGAGGACAAUGGAGAAGAGUUUCGGUUGGAAGACGAGAUCGACAAAGUGGCUGAUCUUUUUAUUACCCGCUUCCAUAGACAGAUGUGGUUACAGAAGCAACUGUCUCUCGAGAGUCCAGAUACACCCUCCCCAAUUCAUUCUUAAUAUACAUGUAUUUGACGCUCCUCCUUGUUUUUUGUUUCGGGGUGAAGGACUCAAUGAUCCAUACAGAUUUUUGUUUUACGUAGUGAAAAAUAUGAAAACAGGACAUAUUUAUUAAUUUCUUCUAUCAAUCUGUACCUAACAACGUCCGUUCUUCCUUCAAGCUCCUUGACGAAAUAAAAUACAGUUUUUUUUCUUCAUGUUAUUGUUGUUUGUGUGAUUAAUUGAGCACUUGGCG
Molecule: messenger RNA, 1065 nt
Organism: Arabidopsis thaliana (thale cress)
Lineage: Eukaryota; Viridiplantae; Streptophyta; Magnoliopsida; Brassicales; Brassicaceae
Product: cotton fiber protein
Exons: 1
Coding region: 114-830 (238 amino acids)
Source: RefSeq, marked reviewed